Messenger RNA from Cucurbitaria berberidis CBS 394.84, 465 nucleotides. RefSeq lists its product as uncharacterized. The transcript is spliced from 3 exons. The record is from RefSeq and is a predicted model, not a curated record. The coding region runs from base 1 to 465 and encodes 154 amino acids. NCBI's taxonomy places the organism in Eukaryota, Fungi, Ascomycota, Dothideomycetes, Pleosporales, Cucurbitariaceae.
AUGGAAGACCCAGAUCAUGGUUGGAAGCCAAACAAACGGCCUCAGUCGACGGUAGCGCGCAACUUCAUGUCGGAGCUCGACAACCUCUUCAAGCUUGAUGGGGAUCUAGAUACCCAUCACAAGAACCUUCACGAAAAGAAGCAAGCUGUCAGCACACAAACGCAGGAGCUGGAGGCUCUCGAGGCGAGGCUCCGUGCAGCCGAAGAGCGAUUGAAGGAGGCAAAGGGCAGCUCUCCGCCGCGACGGAAGGACAGCCAGCGCCGCACUCCCGUGGAAGGCACCUUCUCCGACCAGGACAAGGCUGGGUUGCAAGGCCCCAACAGUCCAUUGGCACAGAAGACCCCACAGGCGACAGGAAACAUAUCAGGUGCGCUGCCAGAGACCCCUUCCUCUCACAGUAGCGCUGACUAUGUUCUGGUAGAGAGACCGCCCUCCGCCCAGCCUGUUGAAGCCGACAAGGCAUAG